This is a messenger RNA of Callorhinchus milii (elephant shark), 1775 nucleotides long. Its product is annotated as cyclin-dependent kinase-like 4. Gene Ontology annotation, biological process: protein phosphorylation. Lineage: Eukaryota; Metazoa; Chordata; Chondrichthyes; Chimaeriformes; Callorhinchidae. Bases 1 to 1608 code for a protein of 535 amino acids. The transcript has 12 exons. Gene Ontology annotation, cellular component: nucleus. The record is from RefSeq and is a predicted model, not a curated record. Gene Ontology annotation, molecular function: ATP binding; cyclin-dependent protein serine/threonine kinase activity.
AUGGAGUCAUACGAGAACCUGGGACUAGUGGGAGAAGGUACCUAUGGGUCAGUAAUGAAAUGCAGACACAAGGAUACAGGACAAGUGGUUGCCAUCAAAAGAUUUCAGGACCGAGAUGAUGAUAAACUGGUGAAGAAAAUUGCCGUGAGAGAAAUACGAUUUCUUAAGCAAUUUAGGCAUGAGAAUCUAGUGAAUUUGAUCGAGGUCUUUAGGCAGAAGAAGCGCUUAUUUUUGGUGUUUGAGUUUGUCGACCACACUAUACUGGAUGAUUUAGAAAGGUUUCCAAAUGGUCUGGAGAGUAAAAGGCUCAGAAAAUGCCUCAUUCAGGUGCUGCGAGCUACAGAAUAUCUUCACAAGAACAAUAUCAUUCACCGGGAUAUCAAACCUGAGAAUGUGCUGAUCUCGGGAUCGGGUGUUAUCAAGCUGUGCGAUUUUGGCUUUGCUCGUACAUUGGCUGCACCAGGAGAGAUCUACACGGAGUAUGUGGCUACUCGUUGGUACAGAGCUCCCGAGUUAGUAGUUGGAGAUACCAAUUAUGGAAAACCUGUAGACAUUUGGGCAUUUGGCUGCAUGAGUAUUGAGAUGGCAACUGGGAGCCCUUAUCUGCCUGGAAACUCUGACUUAGACCAGAUCCACAAAAUAGUGUUGCAAGUCGGAAAUUUGACAGCACAUCUUAAGAGUCUUUUUAGCAGGAAUCCUACAUUUGCUGGAGUAUGUUUACCAGAUAUCCAACGAUGUGAAACACCAGGAAGGAAACUGUUAAAAUGUAACCCACUAUUGACACCUCUGGUGAAGAAAUGUUUACAGAUUGACCCCGACAAGAGAAUGUCCUGUCCGGAGCUGCUGAAACAUGAAUAUUUCACGGGUGAUGGAUUUGCAGAGAAAUUUAUCCCGGAGAUUCAAGCCCAAGUUCUUAAAGACUUGAAAGAUAAUCCACUCUUAGUCAGAAAACGUAAAACCAUCAGCAAAGAAAUCACAGAAUAUGAAAAAGAACUGUAUCAGUUGAACAGAAAACAAAGUGGCAAAAAAUAUGUAAAGGAAACGGCAAGGGACAGACUACUUAAAAGCAGAAAAAUCAAGCCAGUUGGCUCAAAAAUAGAGAUAACAAAAGGAGAGCAAGUGGAUCACCCAACAGUGUCGAAAUUUACUCCAAAAGCCCGGGAAGCAAUGCAGGGAAACGCCAAUAAAAAUCUUAUUCCUGAUACCAACGAUACCUCGUUGACGCCAAACACCAGGACACAAGAAAAAGGGAAGAAAAAUCUGAGCCCUUGUUGUAGCCAACCGCCAGAAACACCUCUCAGCACAAGUGAGAUUGCUGGACUCAGUGAACCAUCCUCACAGCCGGAGCAAGGCUUGAAUGCAAACAAAAAGAAGCAAAAGAUUAACAAGCAAGGAAAGUUGGAUCUUCAUUUUCCAGAGUUAGCAACAAUCGGUCAACAGCUGGAAUUCAAAGGCUCGGAAGGAAAAUCCAAGAUGUUGAAGAAGGAAUUGAGAAUCCCCUCGUUGGUGACUGCUGACCAGGAUCAAGCUAAGCAUUGUUCACGCCAGGCCACAGGAGAUUCACAUAAGACCAAAUGUUCCACAGGUAGAAUGCACUGCCCAGGAUAAAAGAAUCCAACACAAUAAAGUUCACUGUUUCUGAUAGAAGUAUGUGUUUGACACAUUUCUUUUUUGUUCAUUAGUUUAAAAGUGUUUUAUUUUCAGCACGGGGAGGAGACAUUUGGUUCAGGAUUCUUUUAUCUUAUGAGUUACUGUAAAUUGAAGAUCACAAUUCU